GAACCACGCCCCUUAAAUGUCGGACCGCUUUUCAUUAGCUUCAUGUGUCGUUCCUUCUGUAUUUCCAUGGCGAAACUCUAGAAGGUUCUUUCCUCUAACUUCUCGGGGUUCCGAAAUCAAUCCAGGACAGCGAAGCUAGGUUGAGAUCAGUAGAAAUCGAGGCAUAGCCUUUGGAAACCAAGCCAUAUUCUUUGCUUAUUGGGCCUUAGGGCUGCUGUUUGCUUUCGUUCAUCUUCAUGGCGGAGCAUUUAGCUUCUAUCUUCGGCACAGAAAAGGACAGAGUGAAUUGCCCCUUUUAUUUCAAGAUUGGUGCAUGCCGCCAUGGUGAUAGAUGCUCUCGUAUUCACAACCGGCCCACCAUUUCCCCAACUCUCCUUCUAGCAAACAUGUACCAACGGCCUGACAUGAUCACCCCUGGUGUUGAUCCCCAAGGACAGCCCAUCGACCCUCGGAAGAUCCAGGAACACUUUGAAGACUUCUAUGAGGACAUCUUUGAGGAGCUCAACAAAUUCGGUGAGAUAGAGAGUUUGAACAUCUGUGACAACCUUGCGGAUCACAUGGUUGGUAACGUAUACGUCCAGUUCAAGGAGGAAGACCAAGCAGCUGCAGCUUUGGGGGCACUGCAGGGGCGCUUCUAUUCUGGUCGCCCAAUCAUUGUUGAUUUCUCUCCGGUGACUGAUUUCCGUGAAGCAACUUGCCGGCAGUUUGAGGAGAACAGCUGCAAUAGAGGGGGAUACUGUAAUUUCAUGCAUGUGAAGCAGAUUUCAAGGGAUUUGAGGAGGAAGCUCUUUGGAAGGUAUCGUCAGUCAAGGGGGAGCCGGAGUCGAAGCCGAAGUCCAAGUCCAUACUCCCGUAAGGAAUCAGAUAGGCGUGAAGACUACCGUGAUCGGUACUACAGGAAUGGUCGCCAGAGUGCGGACAGGUAUGGAAGAUACGACAGUGAUGGGGGAAGGCGACGGCAUGGGAGUCAGAGGCGAACCACAAGCCCGGUUAGGGAAGGGAGUGAGGAACGGAGAGCAAGGAUCGAACAAUGGAAUAGGGAGAGGGAAGAGAAUCAGCGGUAACUUCAUUUUGACGGUUGAUCAGUGGCUAUUUCUCUCUACAGAGAAUUCAAUAGGAUAAGGAGGAGCUCUUAUUGUCAUUGUUCGAUAAUUGGUAAUGAGUUGAGGCCUAGCAGUCUUUGUUAUGCUUCUUGAACCUGGACCAAAACUGGAGUCUUUUGGGGUGGUGAAUGAGAAAUAGGUAGCUGUUAUUAGGAUUUGGUUAUUAGAAAUAGUUUGGGAGUGAAAAAUAAGUACUUAGUUUCUAUGUUUUGUGCCUUUUCACCAUUAUAUUAUGCUAGAAUUGAAAGCUUUACGUUCGUUUUCUUUUGUG
This is a messenger RNA of Telopea speciosissima, 1374 nucleotides long. RefSeq names its product splicing factor U2af small subunit B-like. Bases 237 to 1064 code for a protein of 275 amino acids. Gene Ontology annotation, biological process: mRNA splicing, via spliceosome. Lineage: Eukaryota; Viridiplantae; Streptophyta; Magnoliopsida; Proteales; Proteaceae. Gene Ontology annotation, cellular component: U2AF complex; spliceosomal complex. The record is from RefSeq and is a predicted model, not a curated record. Gene Ontology annotation, molecular function: metal ion binding; pre-mRNA 3'-splice site binding. The transcript has 2 exons.